Molecule: messenger RNA, 2109 nt
Organism: Giardia duodenalis
Lineage: Eukaryota; Fornicata; Diplomonadida; Hexamitidae
Product: Ankyrin repeat protein 1
Exons: 1
Coding region: 1-2109 (702 amino acids)
Molecular function (GO): protein binding
Source: RefSeq, a predicted model, not a curated record
AUGCAAAGUGGCAAUUAUACAUAUCUUGCUUUAUUGCACAAGACAGAGCAUGAAACGGCGGUUCUUGCGCAGCAACAGCUAGAUAACGAGCAUGUCAGGCUCAUAAGAUUGAUCCCUUUCAGUGAAGAGAUACUUUUGACUAUGAAGCUGCUUGCGGAGCUGAAACAGCAAGACAGCAUUCGUACCUAUCAGACUAUCUCUACGCUUGAGGGUAAUGGGCUCAUACGCACAACAGAGGAGUUUUUGAAGGAAGUUCCUCUAUGUGAGCGAAUACUCCCUUAUAUCUUACGUGAAGAGUCUAUGCAUGCAGAAGAUGUUAAGCAAUUGGCUCGGGGAAUUGCUGAUGCCUUAACUAGAUGCUGGGAGCAACUGUCUAAGCUGAUUGUCGACAAGUCCAAAUUGUCUUGUGUCCUGUUAUCGUCACUGACUCUACACAACGUAACUAUCGCACCCUCAACUAGUGAUGGGGUCCCUACCGUUCGCUGUGUCCUAAAAGCGCCGGGCCUUUAUUGCACACAAGUAGAAGAUACCACAGCAGCACCAGCACUCAUUUCUACCAGGUUUGGCAGGCUAUUGUAUUGUUUACUAACUACAUCGGUAUGCGAUUCUCUGCCAACAGAAGCGAUGGUAGAGUCCUUAAAGUUGUGUAUGAAGGGAACAGAUCCUCUGUGGCAGAACCUUGCCAAUCUUGCCAUCGAAUGUCUCACCAGAUCAGACAUGCAGGUCUCAGAAAUAUGGCAUCGCCUGCAUGCGAGCCAUGAUGUCGUUGAUCAUCCUAUAAGCACACUAGCCUCUAAUUCACCUUCCUUCAUGCUCUCUCCUCCCCUAUCUCCACAGAGAUCACCUUCACCGUUACCCCUUUCUCUUUCUGAACUACUCUUGGACAGGCAACAACACUAUACGCCACUUAUGAUCGCUAUCAUUUCCAAUCAGCUACAUACAGCACGAAUAGUGUAUAAAGACUUUCUGCACAAGCGAGAUGCCCAUAGAAACACAGCACUAAUUCUGGCUGUGCUGUGCAAUAACAUACCUUUGGUUGAAUUGCUAGCAGAGCAUGAGCACGGCUGCACCAAUUCAAAUGGUGAUACCGCACUACUAGUAGCCAUCACAAAUGGGUUCUAUGAAUGCUGUCUCCCUCUUUUCCAAUACGAGCUCUCAAUACCGAAUGACAUCUCAGGGAUUCUGCCACGACAAAUGGCUUUUGAGGCCUGCCAAUAUUCUAUUCUCGAUGCUAUUAUCGCCUUUCAAGGGGUUCCUCGGGAUUCAGAGGGAUGCACUGCAUUGAUGCGAGCUGCUAUGGAUGGAUAUCCGGUUGAUGACUUAGUCGACAAGGAAUUUGGGUGCACACAUGACGCAUCCAAUGGGUACACAGCGCUGAUGUUUGCUAUCAUCAAUGGGAACAAUGAUGCAUGCAGAAAGCUAGCAAGAUACGAGGCGCUGAUUAAAGAUAGCACCGGUAAGUCUCCAUUAGAGCUCGCAAUCCUAUCGCAUCAAGCAGCGUGUGCUCUUACACUUCUCCAGAGUAGUCAGAAUCCGCUGUUUGAUACCGGUGUUAACGCUGAUUUGGUAGCUGCAAUAACUGCUGAGCAGUGGGGCGUCGCCGAGAAGCUUUUAAGACAGCUGAUUGGCAAACGAUUGGUGUCAAGAGGUUCAAAGCGUCGUCAAUCUCAACAGAAGAAUACUGUUUGUAACAUAAUCGAGAUAGAUGGUGAAGGCAAUACAGAGCUCAUGAGAUACUUUGCUACAGAGCUUAUUACUAACAUCGAAAGUAGGAGGAGUUACUGGCAAGCACUAAUCCCCACUCAAGCAGGACAUGUGAAUAAGGCAGGAGAGACUGCUCUUCACAUUGCAAUUCGGAGGGGACUCGUGUCGGCUAUUUCGCUGCUUGUUCCCUACGAGAUGCACAUUAGAGACAAAUACGGAUGUCUUCCACUUAGACAGGCUGUCAGCCUCCGUAACGAAAGUGCCGUCACAGCCAUUUUGGAUACCUUGCACCUUUUUCGAGACACAAAUCAACGACUGCACAUCAUCAAACUUCUAGAGCACAGGGACUGGGAAGCGCUAACAUGCUUCUUUGAAGACUUUCCAGAUACCAGCGCUCUCCUCUAA